This is a messenger RNA of Orbilia oligospora ATCC 24927, 585 nucleotides long. RefSeq lists its product as uncharacterized. Gene Ontology annotation, cellular component: Golgi membrane. The record is from RefSeq and is a predicted model, not a curated record. The transcript has 7 exons. The coding region runs from base 1 to 585 and encodes 194 amino acids. Gene Ontology annotation, biological process: vesicle-mediated transport; protein secretion. Lineage: Eukaryota; Fungi; Ascomycota; Orbiliomycetes; Orbiliales; Orbiliaceae.
AUGGAUAAUGCAGCUUCAGUGGCCGGUCCUACUCAAGGGAGCCUAACUUGGCGGCUUUCUUCCCAUCCGAUUACGUUACUUUGCUUUCUGGCGUUUCGUCUAUCUGCGCUGUUAACAUAUCUCUUUGGGCUGUUGUUCACCGACAAUGAUGUUCUCAUUUUCAUUAUCGUUAUUCUGCUAUUAUCCGCCGAUUUUUAUUAUUGUAAAAACAUCGCUGGGCGUCGCCUCGUAGGGCUAAGAUGGUGGAAUGAAACAAAUGGCCAAACUGGUGAACAGACUUGGGUCUUCGAGAGUGCAGACCCAUCCCGCGUUAUCAACGCCACCGAUUCUCGGUUCUUUUGGUUAUCAUUAUAUAGCGUACCAGUCCUGUGGGGGCUUUUAGCUAUUCUCGCACUGGUUCGAUUCAAAUUUACAUGGCUACCCCUCGUCGCCAUUGCCGUAACACUUUGUAUCACGAACACCCUUGCGUUUUCCCGCUGUGACAAAUUCUCCAACGCGAGCAGCAUCGCAAAUAGAGCUUUCUCGGGAAGUGGUAUAGCUGGAACCAUUGCAAGUGGUAUGGUUAGUAGGUUAUGGAGCAGGUAG